Neoarius graeffei (lesser salmon catfish) is the source of this 2483-nucleotide messenger RNA. RefSeq names its product interleukin 6 receptor (gene il6r). The transcript is spliced from 10 exons. Gene Ontology annotation, molecular function: protein binding; cytokine receptor activity. The coding region runs from base 323 to 2083 and encodes 586 amino acids. NCBI's taxonomy places the organism in Eukaryota, Metazoa, Chordata, Actinopteri, Siluriformes, Ariidae. The record is from RefSeq and is a predicted model, not a curated record. Gene Ontology annotation, biological process: cytokine-mediated signaling pathway. Gene Ontology annotation, cellular component: external side of plasma membrane; membrane.
CCUGCUGCGUAGUUGUGCAAUUUAUCAAACACACAGUUAGCGAGAGAGAGAGAGAGAGAGAGAGGGAGGAGGAGGAGGGGAAGAACUUUAGGGAAACAACCACCCAGCAACCAAACACCAUUUUUAAGAACUGUCUUGAACUUGACACAGACUGAGCAGGAUUUUAAACAUGGCAAUUUGGACCGGAAGCAAACACCAAAAAAAAAAAAGAUAACGUGAGGUGAUAUUUAAUGAUCUAUCCGUUAUGUUUCUCAUGAUGUUUGUCUUGUCCAUGUUCACAAAACUCCUCAUCAGCUGCAAUUAUUUGUUGAACUACUGAGUCAUGAGCGUCCCUAUUGCACUUGCUGUUCUCGUGCUGUGUGCAGCCAAAGUUCACUCUGGUCAGGAGAGUCCGGCAUGUCCUCGGAAAGAAUCCUAUCCUGGUGUGUUGGCCUUGAACGUGGGGUCGGAGGUCAUUCUGGGCUGCAGGGGCGAUGUCACUGUGGAUAGAGUGCUAUUAGUACCAAGUACAAAACCCAAAGAGAGACUCGAGAGAAGAAAAGAUGUAACUAGCCAUUGGAAAUCCCAAAAAGCCAAAGACAGUCCUGGUACUACUGAAAUACACCCUCCAGAAACUGAGAACUUUGCCACCCCUGGAAAUUUCAAAAUUAAUAGUGCAACUGGCAUCUAUGCGAAAGUCAGUGAAUCCGUAACCACUGCUAACCCGGCUAUGAGCUCACCAAAGGAGCACAUGGGAAGUGGGCAAGUUUUUCAGGCUGUCAAUCAACCCGCUAACCUCAACAGUGUGGGCAGAGUUACAGAAGAACGAGGGGCUUUUAGUGUAACCAUGGAAAUGGGGUUGAGCAAUGAGAGGAGCACCAACAUAGAAUAUGAAGAUGAUGAGGACUAUGAGGAGAAUGUGGAGGGAUUGAGAGUGACCAGGUCCAUUAAGAGGCAGGCACGAUGGACUAGGAAUGGUCAGCGCAUACGAGACGGUGUGGAAAAUGGCGGGGCUUUGAGACUUCCUGCUCUUAGGUUGAAUGAUUCUGCGAACUACAGCUGCUAUAGAAGAGGCAAACUAGUUUCAUUGGUGAAAAUCAAUGUUGGCAUCCCUCCAGAGAGCCCAACCUUGUCAUGCUACAAGAAAUCCCAUGCCAGCAAAAUCCGGUGUGAGUGGAUAUCCAGACAGCCCAUUAUCCCACAACCUCAGUGUUACAUGCUCCUCAGGAAAGGAUUAGAGAAGAUCUCCCGUGUGAAUUGUUCAUACUCUGCUGCACGCUCCCGUUGCUGGUGUGUAUUACCCAGUGACGGUAUUGACAGAAAAUCCUAUACAGCUAAACUGUGUGUGACUAACACAGUGGGCAAUGCCACCAGCUCUCCAUACAACUACAUUCCAAAAAACAUCAUUAAACCAGAUCCUCCAGCUCGAGUUGUAGUGAAGCCAGUCAUGGGUGAGCCCCGCACACUAAAGGUCUCCUGGUCUUUACCUGCCACCUGGAAGCAGAGCAAUUACUACAGCCUUCACUUCCAACUGAGAUAUCGUCCUCUACGUGCCAAGGAGUAUCAGUUGGUGCGCAUGGAGGAUACAGAGCGCUUAUGGUUGAUUUCAGAUGCUUUGCCACACACUCAGUAUGAGCUUCAGAUUCGAGCAAAAGAUGAGUAUGAUGGGCAGUGGAGCGACUGGACCAGUCCUGUGCAUGCACACACAUGGACAGCUCCUGAAACCACUGUUGCUCCUGACAUUAAUACCAGUCUGGGGCCAGUUUGGACAGAUCCUGAAGGUUCUGGGGGGUCAGAUGAUGUGGAGUUUAGGCCUGCUGAUGGAGGUGUUGGUGUAACGUGGGUGAAUGUGCUCUGGGUGGUGGGAGUCUGUCUCCUUAUCACCAUUGUUAUUCUGUCUCUCUACUUUCUCAGACGCAGAAUGCCAUUCGAUUCUAAAAAGCGCAAGGAGAGUGUCUCUUCAGCCUCUUGUUCCUCUCCGUCACCUCUCCUUCAGCAGCCCCUGAUGAUUCAGAAAAUCAAUCAUCAGGAAGGGGAAAGGGAAGGCAUCCACUUACACAAUGUGGACUACUUUUUCCCUUCCUAUGAAUCUUAUAAGUCUUGAGCAAAGCAUCCACUUACUGUACACAAUGUGGACUACUUUUUCCCUUCCUAUGAAUCUUAUAAGUCUUGAGCAAAUAAGCUGUUACAGUGCUAAGGCCAGUAUUCUCUGAAAACACACACACACACGUGCAAUGCACACAUCCCCUAUUCCACACACAUUUGUCUUACUGUCCUUGGGUGUCUUGCUAAAUGCCCAUUGACAUAAUUAUUAAUGCAGGUAAUUGGUUACUGGUUAAAAUCCUACCAUUGUCUUAUGUAAAUAUGCAGCUUUUUUUUCCCUCUUUGUAAGCAUCCUUCUUUUCCAGCAUAACCCCUUUAAGGUUUUGUUCAUAAUCUGUACAUUUGGAUUUGAUCUGUUUAGCUUAAUAAAGAGUGCCUUAUUUUUGUGACAUAGCAGUAAA